Messenger RNA from Oncorhynchus mykiss (rainbow trout), 2324 nucleotides. RefSeq lists its product as uncharacterized. NCBI's taxonomy places the organism in Eukaryota, Metazoa, Chordata, Actinopteri, Salmoniformes, Salmonidae. Gene Ontology annotation, cellular component: nucleus. Gene Ontology annotation, biological process: regulation of transcription by RNA polymerase II. The record is from RefSeq and is a predicted model, not a curated record. Gene Ontology annotation, molecular function: RNA polymerase II transcription regulatory region sequence-specific DNA binding; DNA-binding transcription factor activity, RNA polymerase II-specific.
AAACAGAGAACAUCCCUACUGCCUCUGAUCUGGAGGACUCACUAAACAGAGAACAUCCCUACUGCCUCUGAUCUGGAGGACUCACUAACCACCAAUGCUUCGCUUGUAAAAUAUGUCUGAGCGUUGGAGUGUGGCCCCCGUGGCAAUCCGUAGAAUAACAUAUAAUAAAUGAAAUGGUGCCGUCUGGUUUGCUUAGUAAAAGGAAUUUGAAAUGAUUUAUACUUUUACUUUCAAUACAUAAGUCUAUUUUAUCAAUUACAAUAACUUUUCCUAUUUAAGUAUUAUUUAAAACCCAAAUACUUUUAGACUUUUACUCAAGUAGUAUUUUACUGGGUGACUUUCAUUUUUACUCGAGUCAUUUUCUAUGAAGGUGUAUAUUUUGUUUUACUAUGACUCAAGUAUGACGUUUGGGGACUUUAUCCACCGCGGGCUGAAUAUAGAUAGAAGCCUGAUGGGUUCUAUUCUAUUCGUUCCCUUCUAUCAGUUAACGAGUUUAUAAGAAGCAAAUAAAUAAAUAUGCGUUAAUGAAUUGCAAUGCAGGCCUAAAUGAAAUGGAAAUAGUUACACAUAGAAAUUUAGCUAGGCUAUUUUAAUUUACAGUAAAUGUUGUGUUCAAUAUGUUAUUCCAGCUACAUUCAUGUAAAUACUAUUUAUAAUAUAUUUAUAUUGGUGUUUCUCUUGUUUUGUUUUUUUUUACUUUGAAAACUACAGCUCGUCGAAAAGGCCUCAUUAAAACGUGAACUUCAUUAAAACGCGUGCCAGUCAUUUAAAAAGAAAACCCUGAAACGCCGUAAUCCACCUCCGCUUCUCCCAACGACAAACCCUUCCAGUGGACAUCGGGAUUGGACCCGGUCAGCACCAGGUGUUAAGUCUAAAACAGGAUGUAUUAGGCACUCCUCUUGUCCAAUGGACGAGGGCGCACCAACGUUCCAUCCGGUCCGUGGAAGUUACAGGCGAGGCAGAGAGAGAGAGAGAGAGAGAGAGAGAGAGGCGCGCCGUGAAAGUCCCAGUCCAAUCCCCUCAUCAUCCUCGCAUGGAGCAAAUGGUGCGUGGAGCGUCAAGACGUCGUUAGGAAGAGAGAAAGAGAGUUCCAAGUUCCACUUCUAGAGCGCAGGGACAUUUGGUUCCAAAAUUCCUUGCGGGAGAAAAGAGACCAUUUCUCUAAAAUGAUGAGCAAAGUGGACGCGUCAUGCAAGCCGACUGCCGCGUCUCUCAAAUUCACCAUAGACAAUAUUCUGAACCUGCAGACAUACUCGAGCGGUAACCACGGUAGGAAGACAGUUGACAGCAGUCAUUCCGGUAGCAGGCUGCAGAAUAGCACGGGACUGUACUGGUUCGAUGACCAUCAACGGAGAAUGGACCCCGCGACAAGGCUACACGAUGCAGAGCCGGAUAACGACUGUAGCCCAACCGGAGGACCCAAGGCCGUCGCUAUCACCCGGGAAGACUCGUUACAGAUCACCGACAAUUGCUUCGAAAGCGGGGACAGCGGCGACGACUGCUCCUCGACGCAUCACACCGGAGACGGUGAUAAUAGCAGUGGCAAGAAAAAACAACUGUCAAUAAUAAACAAGAAAAAAACUCGCACAAUCUUCUCCAAGAGACAGAUCUUUCAGUUGGAAUCUACUUUCGAUACGAAGCGGUACCUUAGCAGCGCCGAGCGCGCCUGCCUCGCCAGUUCUCUCCAGUUAACGGAAACGCAGGUCAAAAUCUGGUUCCAGAACCGAAGGAAUAAAUUGAAAAGACAGAUUUCAACAGCGCUAGAUGGUCCCAACGGUGAUUUCUCCGACGCGGGUCCGGGGAAGGCUCUGCAGCUCCCGGCCUUGUACAAAGACAAUAACCUGCUGGGAAGAUGCUUGAUGCCGAUGCCCCUGCCCAUCGUAUACCCUGGCAGUAGCACGCAUUAUUUAUGUUUUUCCAAUGCCAGCAAGUACUUUAGUCUAUUCGAAGGAGACGUUGUCCUGUAGUAGACAAGGCCGAGUCUGCUUAAAGGAGACGUAGUCCUAUUUAAACCCGGCCUAGUCUGUUCGAAGGAGGCGUAGGGUUAGCAUCAUCGCCAAAAAGACUGUUUACAAAGUGAUAUAUCAUGCCAAUUUCAGCUUCCGCAUUUAGCAUUCCCCCCCCCAUCAUCAUCGUGUUAAAAAACGUAAGGUCGAGUCUGGCCCAUGUAGUGUUUUAAAGCCUACUUGUAAGGAUAGCCCGUUGACCUCAGGCCUAGCUCAAUCCCACUUGUCACAUCGAUAGCCUGCGCCAAUUGUAUUUAUUGACACACAUCAACAAUGUUGAUAUAAAACUCAAGAACGUAUUUGCAGGAUAUCCUAUCA